Neoarius graeffei (lesser salmon catfish) is the source of this 2035-nucleotide messenger RNA. Its product is annotated as terminal nucleotidyltransferase 5A-like. The transcript is spliced from 2 exons. The record is from RefSeq and is a predicted model, not a curated record. The coding region runs from base 183 to 1355 and encodes 390 amino acids. Gene Ontology annotation, molecular function: poly(A) RNA polymerase activity; RNA binding. Gene Ontology annotation, biological process: mRNA stabilization. Lineage: Eukaryota; Metazoa; Chordata; Actinopteri; Siluriformes; Ariidae.
AGUUCACCAGAGUGGAGUAAACAUCACCAAAACCUUCCCGAGUGAUUUUCAGCUGAUUUCACUAUGAUAGCAGACUAUCAGCUUAUUCAGUAGACGCGCUCAGGCAUUAGAGAAGUGUGUCUGUGUUUUACUUAUUUAUAUAGAUAGUUCUGUAUUUUUCUUCUCCCGGGAUAAACGUCACCAUGACAUCGCGCGCGGACGCACCAGAACAGAGUCGGCGCUUCUGCGUUUUGUCGUGGGAGCAGGUGCAGCGUCUGGACUCCAUCCUCGGAGAAAUUGUGCCCAUCCACGGACGGGGCAAUUUCCCAACCCUGUCCAUUUCCCCACGCCAGGUCGUGCAGGUGGUAAGGGCCAGACUGGAGGAUCGAGGUGUGACAGUCCGUGAUGUGAAGCUUAACGGUUCAGCCGCAAGCUAUGUGCUUUACAAGGAUACAGGCUUAGGAUACAAGGACCUGGAUCUGAUAUUUGGCCUGAAUUUGAGUGUUGACAGGACGUUUGAUGUGGUAAAGGAAGUGGUACUGGCCAGCCUGCUGGACUUCCUGCCAGCUGGAGUGAACCACGAGCGCCUCAGCGCCCUUGCCCUCAAGGAGGCAUAUGUGCAGAAGUUGGUGAAAGUGCGCACUGACACAGACUGCUGGAGCCUCAUCUCUCUUUCCAAUAAUACAGGCAAGAACGUGGAGUUGAAGUUUGUUGACACACUACGGCGCCAGUUUGAAUUCAGCGUUGACUCGUUUCAGAUUGGUCUUGACUCGCUGCUGCUGUUUGACCGCUGCUCUGAGGCACCCAUGUCUGAGACCUUUCACCCAACUGUGCUUGGUGAGAGCAUGUACGGUGACUUUGAGGAAGCCCUGGAACACCUGCGCUCCAAGACUAUUGCUACACACAGUCCUGAGGAGAUCCGUGGUGGCGGUUUGCUGAAAUACUGCCACCUGCUGGUGCGUGGCUUCCGGCCUGCAUCGGAGGAGCACAUGAAAACACUACAGCGCUACAUGUGCUCGCGCUUCUUCAUUGACUUCCCAGAUGUGGGUGAACAGCACCGAAAACUUGAGGCAUACCUUCAGAACCACUUUGCUGGCAUGGAACACAAACGCUACGAGUGCCUGGUGACUUUACGGAAUGUUGUUGAUGAAAGCACCGUAUGCCUAAUGGGUCAUGAGCGGCGACAGACCCUGGCACUCAUCUCGGCACUGGCGCUGCGCACGCUCACCGAACAGAAUGCCAUCCCUGCACUCCCUAACGUUACUUGCUACUACCAACCGGCACCAUAUGUGCAUGAUGGGAACUUUAGCAAUUACUAUGUUGCUCAUGUGCACUCCCCUGCAAACACAUACCGGACUUGGCUACCCUGCAGCUGAGUCACAAGAAAAGGCAGUUGGUGAGAUGCUGAAAAAAGGCUUCAGAACACAUUCCAGUUCUGAACUCUUUUUAAGAGUGUAUGCCUUUCCAUAUACACAUUAUUCUUUGUCAAUGAGAGAAGAAAAAGGGAAAAUAUUUAAGAUUGUGUCUUUUCUUUUACCUAAUUUUGUGAGUACUGUCACUCAUCUCUACCAAAAUAACGAACACUGCUGUAACCAUAAAACUGGUUUGAGCCAUUCUCUGUUGUUUUUUCCCUCAUAUACAGUACGUUGAGAUUUUAUGAAAACACAUGCAAAGGAUUGAGGGAAGUGAGAGAAAAAAAAUCUAAAGCAGUUACCUACCUUACUUUUAUCAGAUGUAAUCCAUUUUGUGGAUAUAUUGUAUAUAAUAUAUAGUUUUUGUGUCUGUAUAUACAACAAAUGUUUAUUAAAAAAAAACUUCCAAUCAUUCUGAAGAAAAAAAAUUUAACAAGAUUUUACAAGAAUGUGCAGAAGGCUAAUGUUCAGGUCCGACUGUGGUUUUCAAACAUCCUUCUUAUUUGAAUUUGUAACAACCAAAGAUUUUAUUUUUAAGCUCCCUGUACUGAAAUGUUAUGCCUGUAAUUGAAAGUGCCUAAAACUGACUACAAAACACAAAAGUAUGUAACAGUUUCAUUCUUUGGAAUAUUGAAAAUUGUAUU